This is a messenger RNA of Chlorella variabilis, 270 nucleotides long. RefSeq lists its product as hypothetical. The transcript has a single exon. Lineage: Eukaryota; Viridiplantae; Chlorophyta; Trebouxiophyceae; Chlorellales; Chlorellaceae. The record is from RefSeq and is a predicted model, not a curated record. Bases 1 to 270 code for a protein of 89 amino acids.
AUGACUCCGCCGGCACCUUAUGAGAAAUCAAAGUUUUUGGGUUCCGGGGGGAGUAUGGUCGCAAGGCUGAAACUUAAAGGAAUUGACGGAAGGGCACCACCAGGCGUUAACUAUCUGGCGCCUAAGAGUCGGCUACUGUGUCGGCUAGUCCACCCAGCACCAAAGUGCAAGGAGUUGGGGGGCAAGACAACCUGGAACGAGGGAAGCCGACGGAGAUUCUGUCUCCCAGGGCCAAUCUCGUGGCGAGCUCUAGCGAUGGAGCCGUCGUAA